This is a messenger RNA of Aspergillus campestris IBT 28561, 570 nucleotides long. RefSeq lists its product as uncharacterized. The record is from RefSeq and is a predicted model, not a curated record. The transcript has a single exon. Bases 1 to 570 code for a protein of 189 amino acids. NCBI's taxonomy places the organism in Eukaryota, Fungi, Ascomycota, Eurotiomycetes, Eurotiales, Aspergillaceae.
AUGCCCCCAACCUCACCUCCCCCACGAGCCUCCCUCAUCAAACCCGUCCGCACCCUCUGCACAGCCUUCGCAUCAGCCUCUUCCCCAGAAACCCUCGCCGCGUCCUUCACACAAACGCCCGCACCCCUCGCGCACGAACACGGCCUGCCCGAGCUAGCCCCCUUCCUCGGGCGAGACUUCACGGGUACAGAAGGCAUAAAACGCUAUUUCACCCUCGUAGCGAGCGAACUCUCAUUCGAGGGGAUGGAAUUCGAUGAUGAGAGAGACUGGGUCGUGGACGGGGUGUCUAUGGCUGUUGCGUUGAGGGGGAGAGCGCGGUUUGUGUGUAGGGCGAGUGGGGAGGGGUGGGAUGAGACAUUUUGUUAUAGGGUUGGUUUGGGUUUUGAGCAGGAGGGUACUGGGGAGGAUACUGAAGGGGAGUUGAAGGUUAGGGAGUAUAGGGUUUGGGCGGAUACGGGGGCUGCGUACUUGGCUAGGCUGGGGAGGUUGAGGGGGGAAACUUCUUCUGGUGAUGGUGGUGAUGAGUAUGGAAAGAAGAAGAAGGGGGGUGGGCAUGAUAAGGUUGAUUAA